This is a messenger RNA of Rhinolophus ferrumequinum (greater horseshoe bat), 1566 nucleotides long. Its product is annotated as translation initiation factor IF-2-like. Bases 1 to 1407 code for a protein of 468 amino acids. The record is from RefSeq and is a predicted model, not a curated record. NCBI's taxonomy places the organism in Eukaryota, Metazoa, Chordata, Mammalia, Chiroptera, Rhinolophidae. The transcript is spliced from 3 exons.
AUGAGCUCUAGGGUUGCAGAUUUAGAUCUCAAGGCUGAAAAGGUUACGCUCGCACCAGAGCAUGCUGUAACGCCUCCUGCCCUGCCCUGCGCACGCACCGCACUCACCCGCACACCCGCCCUCGCCCACACUCGCACACGCACACUGCUCCAAGCCGCUCUCCUCGCCAGACUGCCGGGGAAGCGGCCCCUCCGAGGCGCGCUAGCACGAGGUGAGGCGGCCCAGCCCCGCCGCGCGCACAGCGCGGCUCUCCGAGCCCCGAAGCCCGCAGGCGGGGAACGAGGCGCGCAGCCGCCGGCACCAGCUGGGGAUGCACGCCUCCGCCCGCCGCUCCUCCGCCGCUGGGAGUUCGCGUUUGGAAAAGCACGCGGCGCCGGGUGCGUGUGCGCGCCGGCUGGGCCAGGACGUGGGCGGUGCGCAGAACCCAGGCAGCCUGGCACCACCGGGGCGGCGCGCGGGCUCCGCCGGCGCUGGCCUGCAGGGGGCGCCCGCGCGUUCGCACCCCGCCGGGACCCAGCUGCCAGCCCCGGGCGCGGAGGAGGGGCCGGCGGAGGACCCGGACAGAAGCCGGUUGCCUCCGCGCCUCUCCGGAAGGUCGGGCGGAAUCCUGAGGCUGGUGCUCAGCCGCAGGACUGGGACAAGGUUGUCACACUUGUCACCAAUGAGGGGCCGCGAGGCGUCGCAGUCCGCUUUCCGGCCUCGGCAGCUGCAGGAGGCCUCGAGCUGCUGGGGAGUUUGCCCCCUGGUCUUGGGUUAAUCACUGCUCUGGGGUCGGGAGCGGGGUCAGGGGGAGGCUGGGGGGGGUUUGCUUUUCUGUGCUCGCAGAGCCCCUCGCUGGGUUGGGGAGUUUCCUACCACUUGGGGGACGACGGCGAAUGGAGUGCGAGCCUUGAUUCCUGGCUGGGACGACCCGAAAGUAUCACAAGUCUCACCGGCGAGCUGCGCCCUCGGCCUCCCCAGCAAUCACCCUCAAAUGCAAGCCCCUUCCCUGGCCGAGGGUACCCGAGGCCGCCUAAGACACGGCCGCGCGGACGCGGCGAGCCCUGGGCUGGGGGCCAGAGAAGAACCAGGAAUCUGCUGUACUCACGGCGCCCUGCCUCCCGGCCCUGCCCAGUUAGCGAAACGCUUUCCCGCUCGGUGGGCUCUGCGCCCCCAUCCUCGGGGACUUGCGGACCCUGCAGUUUCGCUGGAGGAGGAAAGUGGGGACCACGAUCCCAGAGCCACAGUUCGCCUACUCGCAGGGCACCGAAGGGUACUCGAUCCGGCCCAGCGGCUCUGCAGAUACUCCAGGGGGGCGCCCAGGGCCAAAAGUGCCCUUGGAGUCGACCUGAUUUUGUGAAACCUCGAACUCCGGGGUGUCCAUGUCCCUUUCUCACUCCAGAAGUUCAGCUGAGCUUUGGGUGGUAACUAUACCCCCCCCCCCGUCCUGAUCCGGACCCAACUGCCAAACCAAGGCCUCCACGACUGGGAUCUGUGCGCUCUCUGUGAACAGCCCCCGGACUCAGGGUGCGUCCACAGCGCCCACCCGCGGCCCCAAAGCACCUCGAGAGCAGAUCUUAGGGGAUA